This is a messenger RNA of Ictalurus punctatus (channel catfish), 4880 nucleotides long. It is a transcript of the gene fgf11a, whose product is annotated as fibroblast growth factor 11a. Gene Ontology annotation, biological process: positive regulation of cell population proliferation; cell differentiation; positive regulation of gene expression. The transcript is spliced from 5 exons. Gene Ontology annotation, cellular component: cytoplasm. The coding region runs from base 1398 to 2141 and encodes 247 amino acids. Gene Ontology annotation, molecular function: fibroblast growth factor receptor binding; growth factor activity. Lineage: Eukaryota; Metazoa; Chordata; Actinopteri; Siluriformes; Ictaluridae. The record is from RefSeq and is a predicted model, not a curated record.
AGUGACCAUGAGUGAUCGAGGAAAAAAAAAAGGGAGGGAUAUGAAUGACAGAGGGAGGGAAAAACAGGAGGGAGGAGAGAAAAUGGGAGGUCUUUGAGAAAGAGGGACGGCGCGAGAGAAGCAUGCUUCCAGUGUUGGCUCGCUAAUACAGGCAAGAGGGGGAGAGACAGGGAGUAACACGUUCAUACACUCUCUCGGUCACACAUAUGCCUUGUCUCUCUCACACAUACAGAUACAGAGUCACAUACUGUCAGAGUUGCUACAGAAUCAGGAAGCGGGGACUGAAGAGAACUGGACCAGAACUGACAUAAUUGGACCUGCAGGACAAGGUUUCUUUCACAGGACUUGUACGGCAGGACCGGUGCUCGGAGAUGACUGACACCUAGAGCCAUUCAUAAAGUAAGGGGCAGAAAUCUGCAUCCAUCCUCUCCACACCUUCCUCUUCAUUCAUUCAUUCCUCUCUCCCUCGUGUCUCAGCGUGGGUGAAGGACACAGGACUGCCUGCUCCUCUGUGCUAGCUGCACAUCAUAGUGCACUCCUUCCUCUCUCCCUCUUUCUCCCGCUCAUUCACUCUCCGCUCUCUCCCUUGUUCCUGAAUGUCACCUCUGCAUGGGGGAGCCUGUGGAAUUUACAAACCGUUUCCCAAAGGCCAGAAAUGGAGCGAACGCUGAGGGGGGCUGAAAGAGGACAGAAUCAGUCUUCCGUCCAAUUCCUUUCAUCCUCGCUUCUCUUUCUGUCAUCCCUUAAUCUGGAUGUAAGCUUCUGGCAUUGAUUGGACUUGGUUUAGAUUUUUAUUUUUAUUUUUAAUGCAUCUUUAAAAUGAUUUCUUUGCUUUUGAAAUUGUGCCCAUUUUGUAAUUUAAUUCCACUGCGGAUUGCCAUGUUUGUAGUUUUUUUUCCUGGAACAUUUUUGAACAUUGCAAUUUGCGUUUUUUAAUCUGGCUCUCGCAGUGAUCACUGAUGUGAGAUACUGAGAACAUCUGGAGUCGAUGUAAAGCUGAAGUAUAUGCCAGAAGUUUCUCUGUGUGUGUGGAGCUGGGACUUACCAGACAGGUCAAGCUGCGACGGGACAACAGACAAGAGACACAGAACGGACAAAACUAGACAGAAGCAUACUCAGUCAGUGCGUAGCUCUUCCAACAGCAACAUGACUCUGAUAAUAACUCACUGUCACACUCGAGGUCCAACACUGGCAUAUCAGAGUGACUUCUGAAACACAACACCAGCAACCCAACCAACAACUUCAACAUCAAUAACAGCCCUCAAGUGACUUUUCUUUCAUUUGUAUCUUUCCGGCUGUGCUCCGUUGCACGUCUCCGUCCAUCAUCCUGGGUAUUUGGGUGGCUUGGCGGCUCAGUUACACCCUCCGUGCCCCUCGGGUGAGCUGGGCACAGCAAGAUGGCUGCCCUUGCCAGCUCGCUGAUUCGGCAGCGCAGGGAAGUGAAGGACCAGCAGGCCAACCGGCAGAUCUCCAACAAGCGCAAACCCUGCCCCAAGAGCAACAAGUCUCUGUGUCAAAAACAGAUCCUCAUCCUCAUCUCCAAAGUGCGACUAUGCGGCAGUCGAGGGAGAAAACUGGAGAAAAGGCCAGAGCCUCAGCUGAAAGGCAUCGUAACACGUCUGUACUGCCGGCAUGGAUUCUACCUCCAGAUGUUACCAGAUGGCACCAUGGACGGCACAAAGGACGAAAACAGCUCCUUUUUGCUGUUCAACUUGAUUCCUGUGGGUCUGAGAAUAGUCGCUAUCCAGAGCACAAAGACGGGCCUCUACGUUGCCAUGAACAGUGAGGGCUACCUCUACACUUCUGAACACUUCACGCCAGAGUGUAAGUUCAAAGAGUGCGUGUUUGAAAACUACUACGUGACAUACUCGUCCAUCCUAUACAGGCAGACGCAGUCUGGGCGAGCCUGGUACAUUGGCAUCAACCGUGAUGGGCAGGUCAUGAAGGGCAAUCGUGUCAAAAAGACAAAAGGAGCCGCCCACUUCCUGCCAAAACUCAUUGAAGUGGCAAUGUACAGGGAGCCUUCGUUGCAUGACAUCGGUGAGCAGAGUCCACCAUGGAAAACAGCCAAAACUUCAGACUCUCCUGUUAACAACGAUGACAAGAAUGACCCUUUGCCUCCUAAAACUAGCGCCUCCUAGCGACCGGAGGAUAUAAGACUGGAGCAUAUGCCAAUAUACAAAGGGAAAUGGCAUGGGAAUGAUAAAAACAGUCAAUGCAGUCAUAUUAUUGAUGCCAUUACCCAUGAUUCAGGAGCUCAAUGAACCCUGCCUGAUGGACUCCUCUUCUUCUGUUACCGCCUUCCUGUUUGAACCUGGGAAUUUUUUGAGCAAUAAGAACCCUGAGUCAUUCGGGGUGUAUGUUUUAAGAGAGAAAUGAGCUGUGAUACCAUUCAGCACAUUUUUUUUUUUUUUGCCUUUUGUCUGACCAAUGUCAGUUUCAAACACUGUCAUAUGACACUGGAAGAUCCUGACAUUUGGCUGUAUUGUUUUGGAACCAUCUGUUUGUGUUGUUGUGCGCAUCCUGUGCAGUCUUUCUCCUGUAUCUCUAAGCCGAGUGUAAUCUCCUCCUUGCCUUCUAGGCUGUUUGAUUAGUUUGUGACAUAGAGUCAAUUUUCCACUCCACAGCACAGGAAAAACCCACCAUGUACUCCAGGGUACCAUUAAAACACUUGCAUGCCUGUGUGAGGCUCACACACAAACACACCCACACACACAUAUAUAUAUAAAGAAUAAAAUUUGAUUUAAAAAGAAAAAAGAAAAAGAACACACACACACACACACACACACACAGGAGUAAUACAUUCUCCCCUUUCUGUAUGAUAAUGCUGUAAAGAUUUCCACCCCAAGGAGCUAAAAAGCUUUCUCUGCCCAUAUACAAUAGCCCCAAAACUGAUGAAAGUGUGUGUAUGUGUGAGAGGUGACUCGUAACUGUGGAAACUGAAGUACAUUAUCACUUUCUUUUGCUUUGAUUGGUUUUUGUCAGGAUGCCCUGGGAGUAAUAUUCCUGCUGCUCUCCUUAUUCCUCUUCCAUUUCAUCUUGUCUUUUCUUUUCUUUUCUUUUCUUUUCUCAAAAGCUGUUUAAGGCUGUUUAAUUUGCUAAGCAAUCAGUUUGGUGCUUUCUUCAAGUCCAUGGUCUUGUAAUCAAUGUUUGACCACAUUUGACCAAAGGCAAUUAUUGGAAAACCAAGCAUAAAUUGUCUUUCGUCUUCCAGUAUUAUAUAACAUUCUCAGCAGUAUCAUGUUCAUUUGAUUCAGAUUUUUUCCAAGUAACAGUGUCAUAUUUCAGCUCUAAUAAUAAUGUCUCUAAUAAUUUUGUGUAUGCUACCUUACAGGGCUUUUAAACCAUAAAAAUUAUCCACUCCCCCUGCCCAUGAAAGUCAGUCCCUAAUCAGAAAGGUCUUUCCUAAUUAGAGAGAACUUCUGAUUGAACUUGGUGAUAGAGUUCUGGAGCAACUGAAAUAACAAUAAGUCAGGAUCCAGCACCCUGAAAUAGUGUGCAACAUGGAAGGCAAAUAGAGCACACUGAGGUUACGUGCUGAUUGUAGAGAUGAAGAGAGAAUAGCAAUGUUGCUGUUUAGAUCAAUGCAAUAAUCUUCUCUAACUGCAUUAGGGAGGUAUAGUGAUGGAAAGAUAACAGAUAACAGUUAACAGACUGCUUCAUCAGUCUUAGGAAUCACUGGCGUUUAUUUAUCGCACUGAAAAACUGGUUAACUCUAAAAUUGAAUAACACUGAAACAACAAAUACAAACUUGCUUUAGAAUUUGUAACCAUGAAUUUAUUUUUAGCUCUAAAUGCCUUACAAUACAACAUUAUAGUACGGGGGGGACCCUCUGUACACUCUGAAGGGCUAAUUUCAUCCAUAAAGUUAAGCUAUUCUCCAAAUAGCUGUGGUUUGUCACAUAUUCUCUUCAUAAUCCAAACAAUAGGCCAAAACAAUUUCCUAAUAAUGAAUAAAAGAUGAGUAGGGACAGAAAAAAGUACGUGGAUGUUUUCAUAACUGAAGGAAAAAAGGAAGACGCCUUGGAGGUUAAACCUGAUUAAGACCUAGUGGCCUGGUCUAAUUAAUGACUUCAAUUACGCUGCUAAAUUGUUCUUUUAGUCUCUUAUACUCCCUCAUGCCACAUUGUCUCAUGUGCCGAAGGCAGAGCUUGAGAUUUGCAUACGCUUUCACAAAUCAGACCAUUUAAAGACCAAGGCUGGUUUCUACCAUAGCCAGUUACAGAGGAGAUUUACAGAUGUUUUUAGGCUAUGUAACUAGCUGAGAUUCAUCUAUACUAAUUAUGCUACAAAUAUUAACGCUGUGGGAGAAUUUCAGAAUGGUUUAGAUUACUUAAUAUUAAACAAGGAGCUGUAUUUCUUAGCAUGUUUUACUCUGGAGAAAGUAUCAGAUAAACUAGCUAGCUGCUAAAUGAUUGCUAUUGAAAGCCACUUUUAUUCAUGAGAUCAUUUUAACUGUAUGUCUGCAUGUUUUACAUGAUUUUCUCAGCUUUCUUCUAGCAAGAUAAGCCUGAGGACAAAACAUCUGAAGUGGUGGUUAAAAGAGAGGGGAGAACUUGUUGUAUAUUGUGAAGUUCUUCAUUUUGUUCCUAUGCCUGGCUACUGUUGAAGUAACUUGUAUAGACAAACAUUAAAAAGGUUUUGUGUUAGAAUAUGCAUACAGCAAAAGCCUACACCAAUUAUCACUUUAUUUGAUACACUGAGUGCUUUCAUUUGAUACACUAACUGCCAAAUUCAAGUCAUAGCUAAAUAGUUAUGUGGAAUUGAAUUCAGAGUUGAAUUGGUGCUGAUGGCGGUAUAUUUUGUAUAAUUGUUGUUAAUUUAUAUUUAUAUCAGUUUAAUUGUGUCACAAACUGAGUGGGAAGGGGAUGCGGUUGUGAG